AUGGCCUAUCAGCAUCAGAAUGGUCCUCCUCCUCCUGGGCCCUACGCACCCCCUUAUGAGCCGCAGGCUCCUCCCCAAUAUGGUGCCCCACCUUAUGGGGGUCAGGGGCCGUAUCCGCCGCAACCCCAACCUCCAUUUCAACAACAACCCCCAUAUGGAGGGCAACCGCCCUACGGAGGGCAACCACCUUAUGGCGGACAACCACCUUAUGGAGGACAACCACCUUAUGGAGGGCAACCACCCUACGGAGGGCAACCACAGUACGGUGGACAGCCACCUUAUGGUGGACAACCUCAAUACGGGGGGCCUUAUCAGCAACCCCAGCAAUCUUCCCAGGAUGAUGACUGUUGCAAGUGGUGUUGCGGUCUAACCUGCCUUUCUUUGUUGUGUUGUUGUUUAAUGAACAAUGAUUAA
This is a messenger RNA of Leptinotarsa decemlineata (Colorado potato beetle), 414 nucleotides long. Its product is annotated as proline-rich protein HaeIII subfamily 1-like. The record is from RefSeq and is a predicted model, not a curated record. Lineage: Eukaryota; Metazoa; Arthropoda; Insecta; Coleoptera; Chrysomelidae.